Messenger RNA from Lotus japonicus, 1080 nucleotides. RefSeq lists its product as uncharacterized. The transcript has 3 exons. The record is from RefSeq and is a predicted model, not a curated record. Bases 1 to 1080 code for a protein of 359 amino acids. Lineage: Eukaryota; Viridiplantae; Streptophyta; Magnoliopsida; Fabales; Fabaceae.
AUGGAGGGCCUUACAGUUGCAGGUCAGAAAGAAAAGAAGAAACUGGUUUCUGGUACUCAGACUCCCAAAACCCCAAAAGCAUCUCAGGUCUCAGUUCCUGAGAAGAAGACAACGAAGGACAAGAAAGAUGAGAAGAUUGCUGCAUCCACUGGAAGGAAGAGGAAACAUGUUGCUGAAACUGAAUCUAAACCAGAUGUCGAGCCUGAUGUUCCUGACAUUUCCACCUCUGCCAAGAAAAGGAUCAAGGGGAAGAGAAUUCCUUUGAAUGUUCCAGAGGCACCCAUUGACAAUGAACUCCAUGAAGAUGCUUUGGAACUCAAGGAGGUCAUGGAUCUGUUGUUUGAUGCAGGUUUGAUGAAGACUGUCAAGGACAUUGGCAGAUGCUAUACUCAACUGGUUAGGGACUUCAUUGUGAACAUCCCUACAGACUGUGAUGAUGAGAGCAGUUCUGAGUAUAGGAAGGUCUAUAUUAGAGGAAAGUGUGUUAAUUUUUCUCCUAAAGUUGUUAAUGAGUUUUUGGGAAGAAGUCCGGUUGCUGGGACUGAUGAAGAGCCCGAUUUGAAUAGGGUUGCUAUGACCCUGACUGGCAAGAUGGUCAAGAAGUGGCCAAAGAAAGGAUUGCUUCUUUCUAGGAAGUUAACUACCAAGUAUGUUGUACUUUUCAAGAUUGGAUGUGCAAAUUGGAUGGCAACAAAUCACUUGUCUGGUGUAACUGCUCCCCUAGCCAGGAUGCUCUAUCUGAUUGGAACUGGUGGUGAGUUUGAUUUUGGUAAACUUGUUUUUGACCAGACUCUGAAGCAUGCAGGUUCUUAUGCUGUGAGACUGCCAAUUCUUUUUCCCUGCCUCUUGUCUGAACUGAUUGUACAACAACAUCAUCAUGUUGUGAGGGCUGAUGAACCACAAGGUAAGAGCCCUAUGCCUCUCAAGUUUGAUUAUCGCAUGUUUGCUGGGACACAUGUUCUAGACAUUGUGCUGUCUGCAACAAAGGGCUCUGCCAGUGCCAGUGGCACUCAGGCAGUUGGUUCAAGCAAAGAUGAUAUCUUGGCUGAAUUGAGGGGUUGUCUCCAAGUCCUUGGAUGA